UGAAAAUAGGAGAUCUGGAGGUGGAGACUAAUAGUAACAACAAUGAAUUCAUAUUAGUAGCAGCAAAAGUUGACUUUGGUGGAAUCAGACAUUUCUGCUGCCUUUUCUUGAAUCUGUCAGGAGGUAUAAUGAGGAGAAAACGAGAACUCUACCUCUUAUGUCUUUUCCUGGUUCUGGCUGCUGCUCUACCAGACAAGGAUGACUGGGACAUUUACAGCUUUCACAUCAACUCUACUGUGACCAGUCGAUUUGCCACCACCGUCAUCACAAGUCGUGUGGCCAAUCGAAAGGAUGAAUCAAAGGAAAUUGAAUUUCAUGUCCAGAUUCCCAAGAAUGCCUUCAUCAGUAAAUUCAGAAUGUUUAUUGAUGGUCAGGUGUAUGAUGGAAUUGUGAAAACUAAGGAGCAGGCUCAGCAGCAGUACACUGAUGCUGUGUCCCGUGGCCAAAGUGCUGGGAUUGUCAGCUCUGUAGGGAGAACGAUGGAGGAAUUUAAAACUUCAGUAAAUGUGGCAGCCCACAAAAAGGUGACCUUUGAGCUCACCUAUGAGGAACUGCUGAAACGCACACAUGGCAUAUAUGAGAUGCAGGUCCAUGCUCGACCUAUGAAGCCUGUCAAAGACUUCAAGCUUGACGUUUACAUCUAUGAGAAAGCUGGAAUCAGUUUCGUUGAUGUGAAAGGAGGACUGAGCACCAAAGCCCUGGCUAAUGCCAUCACCAAAACACAGACAGAUGAACAGGCUUGGGUGCAUUUUUAUCCAACUGAAGACCAACAAAAAUCCUGUGAAUAUUGUGGUGAGGAUGGUAUGAAUGGAGAUCUGGUCAUUGUUUAUGAUGUUAAACGAGACACAGGACUUGGAGACAUCAAGUUGACUUCGGAUGGUUACUUUGUCCAUCACUUUGCUCCAUCUAAUCUUACCAGAAUACCAAAGAACGUUGUAUUUGUUAUUGAUCAAAGUGGCUCAAUGAACGGCAAGAAGAUGGAACAGACCCGAACAGCUUUACUGCAUAUUUUGAAUGACCUGGCAGAAAAUGACUUCUUUGGUCUUAUCACUUUUGACAGUGAAAUAUUUCACUGGAAACGAGAACUUGUUCAAGCCACAAGUGAAAAUUUGCACUUAGCCAAAGAAUUUGCACGUAAUAUUGUAGAUAGAGGAGCUACCGACAUUAACGGAGCAAUUUUGGAAGGAGCUCGCAUGCUGAAUGCACACCCCAGAGAAGGUUCAGCCUCCAUUCUUAUUCUACUCACAGAUGGAGACCCAACCUCAGGUGUGACAAAUCCUCAACGUAUACAAUCCAAUGUAAAGCAAGCAAUUGCAGGGAAGUUUCCUCUCUAUUGUCUUGGUUUUGGGUUUGAUGUCAACUUUGAAUUCUUGGAGAAAAUGUCACUCCAGAACAGCGGUCUGGCAAGAAGGAUUUACCAAGACUCUGAUGCUGAUUUACAGCUGAAGGGUUUCUAUGAAGAAGUGGCCACUCCUCUGCUAACAGAUGUGACAAUGAUAUAUAUAGGUGGAACCAAUUUAACCCAGACUAAUUUUAGUCAGUUUUAUAAUGGCUCUGAGAUUGUGGUGGCCGGGAAGAUCAUUGAUAACAAUAUUGAAACCUUCAUUCCACAAGUUGUUGCCAUUUCAUCUGAAAGAAAAGUGAACUUUUCAAAAACAACUGGCUCAAUGGAUUCUUCUAAUGGAACAGUUUCUGAUGGAGUUCUUCAGAGGGUCUGGGCAUACCUGACUGUUAAACAACUUCUAGAGAAAGAGCUGCUUCUUUCUGGAUCUGAGAAACAAAAGGUGAAGGAUGAAGCUUUGCAGCUGUCCCUGAAGUACAGCUUUGUGACUCCACUUACAUCCAUGGUGGUGACUAAGCCUGAAGGGGAGAACACACAAAUCCUUCACAAACCAAAGGAGGGGAAAGCACCACAACUUCACGGUCUUUCUCUACCUCCUGGUCCUCCAGGAUUUUCAUAUGCUGCAUCUCCUAGUCAUAUUGGAUAUGCAGGUUCUUCAAGUCCUAGAGGUAGAGGAUAUGCAGGUUCUUCAAGUCCUAGAGGUGGAGGAUAUGCAGGUUCUUCAAGGCCUAGAGGUGGAGGAUAUCGAAGUUUUCCGAGUCUUAGAGUUGGAGGACAUGGACAUUCUGGACUUGGUAGAGUACUAAAACCAGAUAUGGCUCACGCUCCACCUGUUCAUCCGACCUAUUCCUCUUCCCGCACCAGAGGUGGGAACUGGGCUAUGCCUCCUCCUCGUUUUGCUCCUCACAAAUUUCUGCUGAAAAUGGAAAAUCAGUCUCAACCACUUUGCUUUGAAAUCAACAAAACGUUCAUUCUUUUACUAUUUCACCAUCCAAGCAAAGAAGUGCGUGUGAUUGGUAUGCUGGACGCAAUAACACAUGGGGGCUUCAGGACUAUUUUAAUCCAAGCUGGCUCUGAGGAAAUGGUUGCGUUUAAUCACCUUGGAGUUCUAGAUCGACGUGAUGGGCCUUUUGCACAGCAAACAACAAAUGACAAUUUCACAACUGGAAGAAUUAAGGUGAUCCGACAACCGGACAAAGAAUUUCAUAUUACACUGGAAGACAUGCAUUUGGUCAUCUUUGUUCAUGAAAAAGAUGGUUACAAAUUCCUUUGGCCUGUCGUACACAGAAUGCCAAAUGCCAAUAACAUUGAAGGGAUUUUAGCAGCGUUAAGCAUAACUUCCUAUGUGGAGGUGGAAUCGACCCCCCUAACAAAAUUAAGAAUCAGAGACAGAGAGGUCUAUGUAAACAGCUCUAGUGCAGCCGAUUAUAGCAUUACCGAGCCUGUGGAUAUAUCAUGCUGGCUUACCCCAACCGACGAUGUCUUGGAGAAACCAUUGCGGCAUUACAUCCUGUACGAUUUUCAGUGAGGGUCACUUUGAAUGAUAAAAAUAAAAAUUCUAACUGAAAUGAUUAAUUUUGAAGGACAAAUGUAAUUGUUAUGUACCAUCAAAUAUCAAACAAAAUAAAAGACAUCCACUUGUAAAUGCAAUGUUAAGAUUUAAAUAUAACAAAAUUAAAA
Molecule: messenger RNA, 3022 nt
Organism: Cyprinodon tularosa
Lineage: Eukaryota; Metazoa; Chordata; Actinopteri; Cyprinodontiformes; Cyprinodontidae
Product: inter-alpha-trypsin inhibitor heavy chain H3-like
Exons: 27
Coding region: 129-2870 (913 amino acids)
Source: RefSeq, a predicted model, not a curated record